Messenger RNA from Triticum turgidum subsp. durum (durum wheat), 1548 nucleotides. NCBI's taxonomy places the organism in Eukaryota, Viridiplantae, Streptophyta, Magnoliopsida, Poales, Poaceae. The record is from the annotation of a GenBank genome assembly.
AUGGAGGCCGAGUCGAGAAAGCUGCUGCUCCUCGCGCCCGUCCUGCUCUGCUGCCUCGUGGCCAUAUCGGACGCGCAGUCGCAGCACAUCGGCGUCAACUACGGCGAGGUGGCGGACAACCUGCCGCCGCCGGACGCCACGGCGCGGCUGCUCAAGUCCACCGCCAUCACCAAGCUCCGCCUCUACGGCGUCGACGCGGGCCUCAUCCGCGCGCUGGCCGGCACCGGCGUCUCCCUCGUGCUCGGGGUGGCCAACGGCGACAUCCCCGCCAUCGCCGCCGACCCCAACGCCGCCGCCGGCUGGCUCGCCGCCAACGUGCUGCCCUUCGUCCCGGCCACGGCCGUCUCCGUCGUCGCCGUCGGCAACGAGGUGCUCGAGUCCGGGGACGCCGCGCUCGCCGCCGCGCUGCUCCCGGCCAUGCAGAACCUCCGCGCCGCCGCCGUCGCGGCCGGCGACGGGGCAGCUGCCAUCAAGUUCUCCACGGUCAACACCAUGGCCGUGCUCGCGCAGUCCGACCCGCCCUCCACCGGCGCGUUCCGCCCGGACGCCGCCGCCCAGCUGCAGGGGAUCCUGGGCUUCCUCAGCCGCACCGGCGCGCCCUUCAUGGUCAACCCCUACCCCUACUUCGCGUACCAGUCCGACCCGCGCCCCGACACGCUCGCAUUCUGCCUCUUCCGCCCCAACGCCGGCCGCCUCGACGCCGGGUCCAAGAUCACCUACACCAACAUGUUCGACGCGCAGGUCGACGCCGUCAAGUCCGCGCUCGGCCGCGCCGGCUACGGCGCCGUCGACAUCGUGGUCGCCGAGACCGGGUGGCCGACGAAAGGCGAUCCCACGGAGCAAGGCGCCACCGUGGACAACGCCAGGGCCUACGUCUCCAACCUCGUCGCCCACCUCAGGUCCGGCGCCGGCACGCCGCUCAUGCCGGGGAGGCCCGUCGACACCUACCUCUUCGCGCUCUACGACGAGGACCUCAAGCCCGGCCCCGCCUCCGAGCGGGCCUUCGGGCUCUACCACACCGAUCUCACCAUGGCCUACGACGCCGGCCUCACCUCCUCCUCGUCCGGUGGAGGUGGCGGCAGCACGGCCACCACGCCGACGCCAACGACUCCGACCCCGAGCAAGGGGUCAGGGGGAUGGUGCGUGGCGAGCGCGGGCGCGACGGACGCGCAGCUGCAGACGGACCUGGACUACGCGUGCUCGCAGGUGGGCGUGGACUGCGGCGCCAUCCAGCCCGGGGGCGCCUGCUUCCAGCCCAACACGGUGCGCGCCCACGCCGCCUACGCCAUGAACCAGCUCUACCAGGCCGCCGGCAGCCACCCGUGGAACUGCGACUUCCGGCAGUCCGCCACCCUCACAUCCACCAACCCCAGUCGAGCCAUCGAAUCGAAUGAACCAGACGCCGCCGCCGCCACAACUGACCUGACCUGGCCGCCCCGGCGACCCGCCUCCCGCCUCCACGUCUGCCCCGCCCCACGCCUCCCCUUGCCCCCCAGUACCCAUCACCAUCCUGACUCUCCCACGGCCGCGGCCUGCGUCGCCGCCUGA